UGGGUCUGUUCUCGUGCUGUGCUUACCCGCUUCUGCGAGAAAAUCGAGGCACAUUUCAUAAGCUUCCACCGCACUGUGUUUCUUGCGGCUUAGGACAUGCACUAGACAUGCCGUAGUGGAACGUCCAGAGAUAUAUUUUAGAUGCUUACAAAUAUAAGUUGUUUCUAAUUUUCUAAAAUGUUCGCUUUUGUUUUGUUCAUCUCAAGGGCGAGUGAUGGCACGCGCCAGUGGUUUCUUGUGACCGCUCAUACACUGUUCACGGACACGUGCCUAAACGUAAAAAAAAGUUAGAAGAGAAACCACUUAACAAUCAUUGAAGAAGACAACUGAAACGGUAAUGCCAUCCAACAAGUAUUCCUCAUCCAUCAUGGUGGAGAGUGACAAGAUGACAGCAAUAGCUGAGGUGAAUGGGGACAUGCCUGUGGCCGAGGGUCUGUCAGAGAACGACAGUGGUGUGGAGAUGACCAGUGAAAACAGCCCACUCACUGCCGCGGAGCCGCCCUCCCCCUUCAGCCCGAAGCAGAACGGGGACGCUGCCUCACCUGCAGACUCCGAUGUCAAUCAGUUGUCUAGUGGCAGAAAGAGAUCCAGGAAAAGGUCUUCAGAGGAGGAGGAGUGCAGCUGGGAUUCUCCCUACAGUGAGAAGAAGGCCAAGGUGGCUGGGGCCGGGGGCUCAGAGGCAGGCUUGAGCCUGAGACAGAGACCCCCUCCCAGGACCAUCUUUCAGGCCGGUCUGUUGGCCUCUCACAGCAAACCUCGCAGUCGUGAGCACAAAGGAAAAGGGCGCCAGAGCAAGCUGGAGCAACAAAGCAGCCCUCUGAGCCUGGCUUGCAGUGUUGGCCCCGGGCCUCUGGUAUCAGUAGUUCCUGAAAGCCCCUCCCUGGAGCUCAUGGAGCAGGACUCCAAGGACUCAGCCCAGAGCCUCUCCACCUCCUCCGCUUCCCUGACCUCCCACAGCACAGAAAUGGCCUGCCAACCAGAGUACAAGGACAACAAGGGUUUUGGCAUUGGGGAGCUGGUGUGGGGGAAGAUCAAGGGGUUCUCCUGGUGGCCGGGCAUCGUUGUCACAUGGCGUGCCACGGGCAAACGGCAGGCUUCACAUGGCAUGAGGUGGCUACAAUGGUUUGGCGACGGCAAGUUCUCUGAGGUGUCUGCCGAUAAGCUGGACUCCAUCGUCGCUUUUCCCAAGUUCUUCAACCAGGCCUCCUACACCAAGCUUGCUUCCUACCGUAGGGCUAUCUUCCAAGCACUGGAGAUGGCAAGUUUGCGGGCUGAGAAAACGUUCCCUCUAUGUGAGUCAGAGGGGCCAGAGGACCAGAUCAAACCCAUGCUGGACUGGGCCAAUGGGGGAUUCCUGCCUAAGGGCCAGGAGGGCCUAAAACCCACAGAGAACCCUGACAGCAACCCGCUGAACCACCAGGUGUUGGAUGUCAGCCUGCCAGAGUAUUUCCCCACAGCCAGGAGGGCCCGCAUCAGCCUGUGUAAGGCCAAAAGCAGCCCUGAGGAGGUUUACAGUCGAGAACAAAUGGUGCAUGACGUUUUGAAGAAUAACAGAAGUAUAGAAGAGUUCUGCCUCUCGUGUGGGAAGACAAGAGUGGCAACGUUCCACCCACUUUUUGAAGGAGGCCUUUGCCAAGCAUGCAAGGAUGUGUAUCUGGAGAUCUCCUACAUGUAUGAUGAUGAUGGAUACCAGUCCUACUGCACGGUGUGCUGUGGGGGCCGUGAAGUGCUACUGUGUGGGAACGCCAACUGCUGCAGGUGUUUCUGUGUAGACUGUCUGGAUAUUCUGGUGGGCGCCGGGGCGUCCAAUAAUGCCCGUAACCUGGACCCGUGGCGAUGCUACAUGUGCCAGCCCCUGCAGCCCUACGGCGUGCUCAAACGACGCCACGACUGGAGCACCAAGCUGCAGGAAUUCUUUGUCAAUGACAACGGCCAGGAGUUUGAAAGCCCAAAGAUCUACCGGGCUGUACCAGCAGAACAGAGGCGUCCCAUCCGUGUGCUUUCACUGUUUGACGGCAUUGCCACUGGAUACUUGGUUCUACGAGACCUUGGGUUCAAAGUGGACCAUUAUAUUGCAUCAGAGGUUUGUGAGGAUUCCAUAUCGGUGGGGGUGGUCCGGCACGAAGGGAGGAUACAGUAUGUGCACGACGUACGCAACAUCACCAGGAAGAAUAUAGAGGAGUGGGGCCCAUUUGACCUGGUGAUUGGAGGAAGCCCCUGUAAUGACCUGUCUAUCGUCAACCCUGCCAGGAAGGGACUGUAUGAGGGCACAGGGAGAUUGUUCUUUGAGUUCUACCGCCUGCUCAGCGAGGCCAAGCCAAAGGAGGGCGAGGACCGCCCCUUUUUCUGGAUGUUUGAGAAUGUGGUGGCAAUGGGCGUCAACGACAAGCGGGACAUCUCCCGUUUCCUCGAGUGCAAUCCAGUCAUGAUCGAUGCCAUUGAGGUGUCAGCAGCCCACAGGGCCAGGUACUUCUGGGGGAACCUACCAGGGAUGAACAGGCCCCGGUGUGCGUCGGGAAUGGACAAGCUAGAUUUGCAGGACUGUCUGGAACAUGGCCGUGUGGCUAAGUUUGGAAAGGUGCGCACAAUCACCACCCGCUCCAACUCUAUCAAGCAAGGCAAAGACCAGCACUUUCCAGUCAUGAUGAAUGGCAAGGAGGACAUCCUGUGGUGCACCGAGCUGGAGAGGAUCUUUGGCUUCCCUGUCCACUACACAGAUGUGUCCAACAUGGGCCGCGGUGCCAGACAGAAGUUGUUGGGCAGGUCUUGGAGUGUGCCUGUCAUCAGGCACCUAUUUGCCCCCCUGAAGGACUACUUUGCGUGUGAAUAGUACCUACCCUGGCCCCACCAGUCAAUACAUUCCCAACCUCCCUACACUACCACACCUUGGGAGCGGGAUCUGGAUCUACACUCGUUGGCCUUCUGUGGGGUCCCCCAUGGAACACACUAGACCGGGCCAGUACACAUGGAGACUCUUACGCCUCUCUGUUCAGCCUCAACGUUUUCACCAGGCACAAUCUACAUACACCCAACAAAGGGACAAACCUGCUUCUACUGAGCAAAACCAACUGUCGCGCCCUGUAGUCUCCUGCUCACCAAAAGGUUGGCUGAGAGCAAAAUAGAAAGUACCACGGAUUGUCAAACAGACGUGCCAAUGCCAAGUCUUGGUAUCCACUGAUAGCCAAAGUGUUAUUUUAGGCUUUUAAGGUUUAAAACAGUGCUUUUAUUUUUCUAACCAAUCACUUCCUAUCAUGUUGUCUUAAACUGGAUUUGUUGUAAUCACAUUUUUUUACGUCAAACAAAGUCACACUGACUUUUAUAAACCAGUUAAGUUCUUUUUAUGAAUGAGUAGACAUUUCUUUGUUUAAUUUUUAUGUCAACAUAAUCAGGGUUUGAAAAUACUGUAUAUAUGUUCACUCCCAAUUGCCAAUGUGAUCUAAUACUUGAAAUAAAUAAAUCCAAACCAGGUGAGACAGAAUGAAGAAUCCAUUUCUAGCCAUAUCUGAAUAUAUUCGAAAAUAUACUGUAAAAUCAGCAUAAAGACUUAUCAAUAUUGGAGAUUUUGACAUUGGUCAUGUGCUACUGUUAUGAAUAUGUAAUAUACAUAUUUUUUAAACUGGACUUUAUUUGUUUAUUUUGUUGUUACUUUUACCAAAUGUGGGCAUUACCAUAUCAUUCAGGGCUCCAUUGUUCCUGUGUAGAUUUUGUCUGUUAGAUAAGAUGCAUAGAAC
This is a messenger RNA of Esox lucius (northern pike), 3731 nucleotides long. RefSeq names its product DNA (cytosine-5-)-methyltransferase 3 beta, duplicate b.1 (gene dnmt3bb.1). Gene Ontology annotation, molecular function: DNA binding; DNA (cytosine-5-)-methyltransferase activity, acting on CpG substrates. Bases 338 to 2830 code for a protein of 830 amino acids. NCBI's taxonomy places the organism in Eukaryota, Metazoa, Chordata, Actinopteri, Esociformes, Esocidae. Gene Ontology annotation, biological process: negative regulation of transcription by RNA polymerase II. The transcript has 22 exons. The record is from RefSeq and is a predicted model, not a curated record. Gene Ontology annotation, cellular component: nucleus.